Chaetomium strumarium is the source of this 719-nucleotide messenger RNA. RefSeq lists its product as uncharacterized. The coding region runs from base 111 to 578 and encodes 155 amino acids. The record is from RefSeq and is a predicted model, not a curated record. NCBI's taxonomy places the organism in Eukaryota, Fungi, Ascomycota, Sordariomycetes, Sordariales, Chaetomiaceae. The transcript has 2 exons.
CCCAGGAUGGCGAUGGAGGUGCUGCGAUGAACCAGUAAAUUGCUACAAAAUUACAUUGCCGAAACAGUUGCUACUAUGUAACUACAAUACCUGUGGAGGCAGAUUGAGUGAUGCGUUUGGCAGGCAAAUCAGCACCGUCGAUAGACCUUUCCCUGCCCCUCCUCAACUUCCAAGUCUCAGCGAGCAGUCUUCCUCACCCUCCCCAGCGUAACAUUCCCCCGAUGAGCGUCGUCCACCUCGCUCUACGUUGUCGGCCGCAGGCUCCCCUCUGCAAACGACCGGGCCCUGUGAUGCAGCUCCGGCGGCAGCGGAUCUGCCUCGCAGCGACCGGCGACGACAUAGGCUUCGCUCUCGGUCAGAUUGCUCUUCACCUCGGUUCCGAACAUUUGUGCGGAGAUGAAGACGCCUGUGCCUGCCCCUGUAGCCGGACCUGGGCCGUAGCCUGGGCUGAGAUGGUCGCUUGUCUUGCUGCUGUCCUGACCCUGCUGCAUCUGCGAGACUGGACUCUGAGUCGAAGAUGUUUUCACAUGGCCAGCUCGAAGAACACACUACACUACAACCGUUACCUGCCUGUUUGAAGUAGCUUUUUCAGGCUCCGAAUCGAUAAAUGUUGAAGUGUACAGCUACAGUGGUGUAAUGUAUACUGCAAACAAUCUGAAAUAGGGAGGUGCAAUGGCGGACGUUUUUGCUGCAUGCAGCAUUUUCGAGAUAAUUACUCC